UAUCAUAGAAUUGCUUGGAAACACCAAUUGCUUGAAAGUUACAGUAAGUCAGUGGUUUUUAAGUAAAGAUCUCUUAGGCCAUACAACAUCUACUAGGAAGUUGGAAGAUUUCUGAGAGAGAUUUGGGCAAAAAGAAUAAAUCACUCAAGCAAUUCUGUGCUAAAAGAGUCAGGUUUUUCUGGCAGUUAAUCUAAAACAAAUACACUUUGAGUGAUUCUUCUGAGGUUGACUUUCUGAGAAUGACACACAGUUCUAAUGGGGAAACUGGUUUUUAUUUUUUGAAGAAAAUGUAUGGCGACCUAGAUGUCCUGUUCCUGACAGAUGAAUAUGACACGGUUCUGGCUUAUGAAAACAAGGGCAAGGUGGACCAGGCAACUGACAAGACAGAUCCUUUAAUGGACACCCUGAACAGCAUGAACAGGGUCCAGCAAGUGGAACUUAUUUGUGAAUAUAAUGACUUGAAGACUGAACUUAAAGACUAUCUCAAGAGAUUUGCUGAUGAAGGCACGGUUGUUAAGAGAGAGGACAUCCAGCAGUUCUUUGAAGAAUUUCAGUCAAGAAAGAGAAGAAGAGUGGAUGGGAUGCAGUAUUAUUGCAGCUAGACUGGAGUAUGGCGCCUUCUCAUCCCCGCCAAUGAAAAGGCCGCCUCCUGUUCCGGGAAUAAAAGAGGCAGAUUUCCCCAUUGGUCCUCUUCCUGGCCUCUCUUGGAGAGGCCCCUUCUCUGGCCUCCAGCUCCCUUCACUCUCCUUAACUACAGUAGCCACACUGUUUAUGCUGAUUUCACAACCAGCAUUCUUCUUUCCGCCUCAGCUCAAAGCAGCUCAUUCCACAGACUUCAGUCCCCAUCCCGCCCCCAGUCCACCCAGGGCUAUUUACUUAGAAGUUUUAAGAAGUUUGCUUUGGUUUUGAGAAAGUAGUUUCUUUCCUAAUGAUUUGCUUUCACUCCCGAAGGUCUGCUCUGCCACAGAGCUGUCGUCUUCCAGGACCUGCUUUGGGGCAUCACUGAAGCUCUCUUCCUGUCAGCUAGACCCACUAUAGGUCCCCUCGCCCCUGUGACCGUGGUGCCUUGGGUCAAAGCUUCCUCAAGCCUGGUCACCUCCCACGUCCCUGCUUUCUGAGGUUUGGUCAUGGCAUACGAGGGAUCUCGGAACUCGUUUCCUUUGGGCCCAACCUCUGGAGUAGCCGGGACCGAUGGUUUUCAGGGCUAGGAUUGAGGAAGCCAACCUUUGUUAGGAAUUUUACUACCCAAUUUCAAGUGAAAAUUUCAUUCACAAUUCUGCUGGCACUAGAAUAUUAGCAUUUCAGAACUGUGGUGCUCACAGGGCUUCCUGGAGAGAACGUGCCAGUACUGAGUCCCUCUUCUGCUGCCUAGAAAACAGACCGAUGCUACCCUGUGAGAUCUCAGUGGUUUACAGAGUCCUCUGGGUUUCUUUAUAUUAUCAGGGAUAUUCAUAAGCAUAUAUUGAAAACAGACCUAUUUUGAUAUUGUUCUGUUAGGAAAAUGUUAUUAGAACCCCAAUAAAUUAUUUUUUCCCCUUAAAUUGUUCUGGAGAAAAAAGAUACUGGCUUAGCUUACUUGUAGUGAGCAGGGCAGUGAGUGCUCUUUUUGGGGAGAGGCAGACCGUGUGAAGAGAUUUCAAACAAGGCUCUAGGCUGCGCGAAGGAUGCGCUUUGUGUAUAUAAGCGGUAACACCCAUAGCUGGUUCCCUAAUGACAGAUCUUUUGAAGAACCUCAUGGAAUGUUGUAUAAAACCCCGUAUUUGAGGGGAAGUCCUUUCAGUUGGUUUGAAUUCUCUUUAAAGUCCCUCGGUCCAUGUGGAAAACACCUUUUGAUAAACGGAGCCCUCAGUUGCUGUCUCCCUCUGGAGGGACAAGGUCUUUCUGACAAUAGAUGACCCACUUGGAGGUAUGUGACUACAAGCACUUGAGGCAUUGGGACCACAAGUGUACAUUAAUAUUCCUUUGUGUGUUGAGUGGUCACUUAUAUGAGUGCCCACUGAUCGCUGUGUGAGAUGAACUCAGCUUACAGGAAGUCAAGGCCUCAAAGAAAUAGUCCCCCGUUUUCUGCAUCACGCCUCCCAAUGCAGACCCUCAGGAAGAGUGAUGUGUGGAGCUGGAAGAUGCUCGUGUGACCUGAGCUGGCCUUGGAGAAAAAGGGUAAACAGGCUGGACUGGAAAGCUCGGCAUUUUUGAGAUUGUUUCCAGUCCCCAGCUUGGGGACUGUUCCAAGUCAGGAUCUUUACACCCCCUUCUGCAAGGCUGCUCUGCCGUUGUGACCUGAAAGUGUAUGUCUUCUCAAAUGUUUGAACUACCAGAAAGUUCCUUAUGACAGGUCAGGACCACGUCUCAGAGGUGACACAUUACAGCACAAUAGCACAGGUCACCAGCGCUAAAAGGCUUGUUUGAUGAAAGGCACUUCCUUUUACAUUAACCAGAAAACCUCUUUUUUUACCUAUUGUUCACAACUGGGUUUCUUACUGUAUUGGGCCAUCUCUUCUUGUAGAGACUGAUUUUGGCCAAUGUGUGGCAGUUCAUAUUAAUGCAUGUUUUAUGCAAGAGAAUAUGGUAUUAGUUGCUUUUAAGGAAUUCUGGCAUUGUAUGUGCAUUUUUGUAGACUUGUUACUGGACUUAUAAUUACAUACUAAACCCCAAUCAGGUUUCUGUAAAAUUAAAUAAAAGCAAUUCAGAAUAGUG
Molecule: messenger RNA, 2694 nt
Organism: Hipposideros armiger (great roundleaf bat)
Lineage: Eukaryota; Metazoa; Chordata; Mammalia; Chiroptera; Hipposideridae
Gene: UBR7
Product: ubiquitin protein ligase E3 component n-recognin 7
Exons: 3
Coding region: 240-602 (120 amino acids)
Cellular component (GO): cytoplasm
Molecular function (GO): zinc ion binding; ubiquitin protein ligase activity
Source: RefSeq, a predicted model, not a curated record